Podarcis muralis (Common wall lizard) is the source of this 1661-nucleotide messenger RNA. RefSeq names its product tubulointerstitial nephritis antigen (gene TINAG). Gene Ontology annotation, molecular function: cysteine-type peptidase activity. Gene Ontology annotation, biological process: proteolysis. The record is from RefSeq and is a predicted model, not a curated record. NCBI's taxonomy places the organism in Eukaryota, Metazoa, Chordata, Lepidosauria, Squamata, Lacertidae.
UGUUUGUUUUUUGCUUUGUUUUGACCUGCACACUUGGUAGAGAACCAUUCUGAAAGAGUCCUGCUCAGCGAGAUCUAGAAAAUCUACCAUUGGGAAAACAAACACCCCAGAAUGGAGAUCUAUACCUGCCUUUUUGUUUUUUGUUGCUUUGCAGUCAUGCUUUGCAUGGACAGAUUAUAUGCCUCCAAGAAUAAUAUUCUGCUGAAAGACCAUUCGACGGAAAACAGAGCCAAAAGGACGCUAUCCGGGGGAAGUUACUGUAGGCUACGAGGCUGCUGUCCAGGUAGAGAUGAUGGCUGCACCUUUCUGUACUAUGCCAGGAAUGCCACAUGCUACUGUGAUGCUUUCUGUUCCUCAGGCCCUCCUGGCUCUGUAGACUGCUGCCCUGAUUUCUGGACUGUUUGCCGGGGCCACCCUAUUACAGCUUCAUCAGUGCUAGCGGGAUGCUUCAAAGGUGGCCGGUACUAUGAAGAAGGAGCAACAAUUCAAGACAACUGCAAUUCCUGCAAAUGCAUGAGCAGCAAGUGGAACUGCCUAGAAGAAACGUGCCUCGUGCAGCCCAACUUAAUUAAGCAAAUCAACGAUGGUAACUAUGGCUGGAAAGCUAAGAACUACAGCCAGUUCUGGGGAAUGAGUCUGAAAGAAGGUUUCUAUUAUCGUCUUGGCACAUUUCCCCCAUCUGCUGCCCUGCUGGACACAAGACAAGUCAUGGAAAACCUGAUCACAGAAACAGAUUUCCCCGAAUUUUUUGUGGCCUCGUAUGAAUGGCCUGGGUGGAUUCAUGACCCACUGGAUCAGAGAAACUGUGCAGCAUCCUGGGCCUUUUCAACUGCAAGUGUUGCGGCAGACAGAAUAGCAAUUGGGUCCAAAGGCCGUUUCACAGACAACCUUUCCCCUCAAAAUUUGAUCUCUUGUGACACCAGAAACCAGCUUGGAUGCAGAGGAGGAAGCAUAAAUGGGGCUUGGUCUUACCUCAAAAAAUAUGGGCUGGUGUCUCAUGCUUGCUACCCAUUAUUCUGGAAUCAAUCUGACCCGGCUGCUUGUGGGGUUUCAAGUGUGACUGAUGCUGCUGGGAAAAGGCAGGCUACGCGACCAUGUCCAAAUGCCUUAGAACCAUCCAACCGCAUUUAUCAGUGCGGUUCUCCCUACAGAAUCUCCUCACAGGAGACGGACAUAAUGAAAGAAAUUAAGGAGAACGGGCCAGUGCAAGCUGUCAUGCACGUGUAUCGUGAUUUCUUCCUUUACAAGAGCGGGAUCUAUAAGCACAUUCGGGGGACAGGUGGGCAGCUGCAACAUGAGAAUCACAGGAGAACCCAUUCUGUCAAGAUUGUUGGGUGGGGUGCACUGCCAGAUGCAAAUGGACAAAAGCAGAAAUUCUGGAUUGCUGCAAAUUCCUGGGGGAGCUCCUGGGGAGAAAAUGGCUAUUUCAGGAUUUUACGUGGAGAAAACGAAUGUGAUAUUGAAAAGCUGAUUAUAGCUACGAAGUGUCACCUUUAGCUGAUUUUCAUUUAUAUCAUUAUUACACUCCAAAAGCCUUUUAUAUACCCAGAAUGUACCAUCUAUAAUGUCUUUGUGCAUCCUUAUGUUUUAUUUGUGUGACUGUUUUACCUAACUUAAACGUACUGCAUUUCUGUGUGAAUUAAAACAUGGCUGUACAUCCA